Molecule: messenger RNA, 1047 nt
Organism: Impatiens glandulifera
Lineage: Eukaryota; Viridiplantae; Streptophyta; Magnoliopsida; Ericales; Balsaminaceae
Product: cytochrome P450 72A14-like
Exons: 3
Coding region: 1-1014 (337 amino acids)
Molecular function (GO): iron ion binding; oxidoreductase activity, acting on paired donors, with incorporation or reduction of molecular oxygen; heme binding
Source: RefSeq, a predicted model, not a curated record
AUGAUACACGAGUGGGAGAAAAAAGUCGAUGUUUGUGGAGAGGAUUGCGAGAUAGAAAUAUCGUCUUUUCUACAAAAUAUGACGUCUGAUGUGAUUUCGCGCACUGCAUUUGGGAGUAGUUACAAGGAAGGCAUGAAAAUAUUUGAAAUUCAACAAAAACAAGCCGAUUUGGUUUAUUUUGCAUUGCAGUCGCCUAUUCCAUGGUUCUUACCAACAAAGACAAACAAGAAGAUAAAAGAGAUGAAAAUUGAAAUAGAUAGACUAGUGAAGGUGAUAAUCGAAAGAAGAGAGAAAUCAAUGGGGAAAGGCGAAGGCGGUGGAGAUGGUGAUUUAUUAGGCGUACUUUUAGAGAACAAUUUGAAGGAGAAAGUUAUAAAGAAUGACGAUGCAAUGAGUAUCGAAGAUGUCAUAGAAGAGUGCAAACUUUUCUAUUUUACCGGUCAAGUAACCACCUCGAACUUGCUCGUUUGGGCUAUUGUUUCACUAGGAAUCCAUUCAGAAUGGCAAACACUUGCGAGGGAUGAAAUUCGACAAGCUUUUGGGGACAAUGUUCCUGACUUUGAUGGGCUAAACCGCCUCAAAAUUGUAACCAUGAUAUUAUACGAGGUUUUAAGACUAUAUCCUCCAUCACCGAUGAUGAUGAGAGUCGUUCAAAAAGAAACCAAGAUCGGACACAUGUCUUUACCCGCAGGGUCUCAACUCAUGGUACCAAUAAUCUUCAUACAUCGAGAUCGUCAAUUGUGGGGUGAAGAUGUUGAGGAGUUCAAACCCGAAAGAUUUGCCAAGGGACUAGCAGCAGCAUCAGAUAGACAAGGCUCUUUCCUCCCUUUUGGUGGCGGCCCGAGAACAUGCAUAGGCAACAACUUUGCUAUGAUGGAGGCGAAGAUGGCACUAAGUCUAAUUCUUCGUCGAUUCUCUUUCGAGCUUUCACCUUCGUACGUGCAUGCCCCUACCUUAGUUGUCACUCUUCGCCCUCAAUUCGGCGCUCAAGUUGUUCUACGAAAGUGUGUGUAGUAAUAUUUCAUAGGUCCUAAGAAUUUAUUGUGA